GUUCUGUUAACUGUGUGAUAGUGAACUAAAUUACUAACUGAAAAAGUUUCUACCUUUGUAAGCACAUGCUAUGUACCUAGGCCUUGAUCUUGACUAUAAAAUCACUCUCCUGUUUUUUAAUAAAUCGAUUUCUCUUUAUUCAAUUUACAUCCUGCUCACUGCCUUCCUCCCACUCACCCCGCUCGCACAAUUCUUCCCCCAGGUUCCCCUCCCCUUUUCCUCUGAGUCGAUGGGCCACAUUGUAUUAAUAGGUUUGGUAGGACUCAUGUAGUAUCUUGGUUUCACAGCAAGUUCAAAUUUUUAUUCAGAUUCUUGAUUGCCUGGUGUGUGGACCCAAAAAAACGGGCCAGUCAGAAUCUUGUCAAUGACCUAAAAUUGAUUGCAUCACUGUUCAUUCGUAAUACUAUGUACUGUCAAAGCAGAGAAGUUAUCUACUUCCUUUUGUCCUGUCCCUUUCUGGGCUGUGACUACACUACUUUCAAAGGUCCUGAACUAGAUUCCUGAGCAUUGAAGGUGUAUACUGUGUGGCUUCAGCACACUCUAACCCUAAGGAGCAUGCUUAUGUCACUCAAGAAUCACUGGACAAUCAGGGCAUCCAGGCAGGCCAAUCAGGAGAAUAGGAGGGUUCUUCCCAGUACUUUGUGCCAUACUGGAGGUUCAGCUCUAUGGUGAGUCUUUGACAGCUGCCUGUUACUUGAAAGAGCAGGGGCAUGAACAUUUGAAGCUGGGGACGUGGGCACUUCCCGUGGCUGGGUGGGAACCAGUGGUCUGAUGCUCUAAGACAUCUCUCCAGCCCCAAGUUAAACACUUUUAAAAGUUGCCUUAGAUAUUUUGUUUUAUCACCAGCAGCUGAGAUGUCACUGGUACAUAGCCAUAACCUUUUACACCUAAAUGAGUUAUAUCAUGGAAGUAAAGAGAAGUGUGAAAUCUAAACAGGUUGCCUUAUCAAUGAAAUUCAUAGGUUUCUUUCCAUGAGUUUGCAAAUACAGAAACAACAGAAGGGACAUCAGUAUACUUAAGAAGACUCAUGAUACUUGUUAGAGUUUUUCUCAAGAAAAUACAAUCGUGUGGAACUUAACAUAAGCGGGCUAGCUAAAGAUCAUACCACAUUCUCUGUAGUCUUAGAGUUCCUUCAGUAUUAAUUCUCUCUGGUCCUCAAAGACUUCUGUAUUAUGCAAAGGCUUUGACAGACUGAGUACACUCUCCUAAUUUUACUUUCAAAGAGACCAUGAAGUGUUGACAUUUACCACUGUAACUGUAUUUAUAGAUUUUCUUUUAAUUUUUUAUUAAGAGACAUCUCUGUGUCUUUGUGAUAGGAUAUACAUACUGGUUUCCCAGAAGAUUUAAACAUUAGAUCUUCUUUUAGAAGGAAUUAUAAAAUGUUGCCAAAAGACUUCAUUUGUUCUGGAAAUGAACUUUUCUGUAUGGCUUGUCUAUGUCUAUAGCACUGUAAAUAUUUUCAAGUCUUUUUAUAUCAUCUUAAUGUCAGGAAAUAGUAAAAGGUUUUACAAGGGAAAAAUCCUAUCCAUGUAAAUGACUUGGUAAAGACUGUAGACAUCAGAGUUGUCUUCAAUUUCAAGAGCAAUACAUCUUGUUUCAAAAACCAAUCUUGUUUCAUCUAUUCUGCAUCAUAGCCUUGAAGGAAGUAAAUUAUUUACCACAUUCACUCAAGUGCUUUUGGGGAGAUCACCAAUGUGGUUGUUGAAACAUUGGUAGUAGAUAUUAACAUUUGCUCUGUGUGUGACAAAUCCAUUCAGAGAGAUUGUUUGGCUGUUCCCGUCUUCCUUCUGUGACUCCUGUUCAUCUUGGAAUAUGCUUUCACCUGGUGAUAGGUAGCUUUCUGCAGCAAUGUAUAGAGUGGGACUCCUAUCAUCUAAGUGCCUCACUGUUUAUACAAAUAUCAGGCUGUGCUUAAUCAUACUUUUCAAGGAAGGCUGCUUGUUCGGAGCAGUUUUGCCUGGUAUUGUCAUUCAUAUUUCCACAAAUUACUUUGAGAGUUGUUUUGAGAGAUUAUAUCUACUCCAUCUUGGGACCAUCCUCUAUCUUAAAGAAAAGAAAAAAAGCCUGAGAACUUGACCUGCAGGAGUACCCAAGCCCCACCCCUGUACCAGCAAGGACCCCACUGUUUGUCCUUGGCCAUGAGUUCCUCCCUAACUACUUCAAAGCAGCAGUUAAUCAAAGGUAGUCUGAUUGUUUCAGAUGUACUUUCAGACUUGUGGUGAUUGUAUAUGAUCUUGCCUUAGAGCACCCACCUGCUGGCUUACAAUAGUUAUCCUAAUAGAUAUUUGUCAGACUGUACUUCCUUGCUCACCCCCUCACUGGGUUCUAUUGUCCUAUAAAAUCUUGUCCUGCUGAGAUUUGGGGCUCAUCCACCUUUCCUUCCUGUCCUACUGUGUCAGAGUUGGGUUGGAGGAGAGCCCAAGCCUGAGUUGUAAUUAAGCUACCCAAAUUCUAUUACUUCAGAAAUGGCUCCUUGGUGGUCUUUGGGGUUAAGGAAUGCUUUCUGGCACAGGAACUACAAGGCCACCAGGACCCAACACAGUAGGUCUCAAUGCCAGUAAUGUCUGUGUCUAUGAGCCACAAUAAUUCUUUUCUAAAUAAUUCUGUAAUUCUGUUCUGAAGAAGCCUAAAACUUUGUAUUUCAUGGAAGAAAUGACAAAAGAGGAUGUGGAAUCUCGCUGCAGCAGAUGUGCUGGUUCCUCAUAGCCAUGGGGCCUUGAGAGAUGUUCCAAGGACCCCAGGGAACAGAAUGCUCCUGGUGUUACUUUCUGGGAAAGACUGAGUGGAUGUGGAACCUCGCCAUAUGGUGUCUUGUUUAUUUUUGCUCUCUGUCACUUUUGUCCACUCUUGUUUUCUGUUUCUUGUUAAGGGGCACCUUUGAUUUUGAGGGACUGAUAAUUUUGAGAUUAGAAAACCCACCCUCUUCACUUAACUUCCCUCCUGUACCUCCCCUAUUCUUUAUGGGGCUGAGAGUCCCAGGCUGAGGAACAACAAUAUGAACUAACCAUUACCCCCAGAGCUCCCUGGGACUAAAUCACCAGUCAAAUAAAGCACAUGGUGGGGCUCAUGGCUCCCCUUGCAUAUGUAGAAUAGGAUGGCCUUGUAGGUCAUCACUGGGAGGAGAGGCCCUUAGUUCUGUGAAGGUACUCUGCCCCAAUACAGGGGGAUGCCAUGGCUAGGAAGUGGUAGUGGGUGGGUUGAUAAGCAGGGGGAGAGGUGAUAGGGGAUUUUCAGACGGGAAACUAGAAAAGGGGAUAACAUUUGAAAUGUAAAUAAAGAAAAUAUCUGAUUAAAAAAGAUUUUUAAAGAUAAUUUGUAAUUGUUUAGAGUUAUUUCCUUAUCAAAACACGUAUUGACUCCCAGGUUCCUUUGCGGACAUAAAUCACGUGGCGGAGGGGGUGGGGGUGUUGGGAAAAUGGGACGGGAAGGUCCCAUGCUUAACUAGCGCCCCCAUCCACCAUGUUUUCCGACGGACUCUAGCCUGGUUUUUUUGUUGUUGUUUUUUUGUUUUUGUUUUUUUUAAAUUGAAAACCAUAUGGAAAUGUUUGGAAAGCUCCAGGGAACCUAGGUGCCCUGGCUUCGGCAGAACCUGGGCUAACAGUCUAGCGCUGCGUGACUGUCCUAGCAGGUGUUCCCGGAGAGAGAGGCGAUGGCAUCUAGUAGUAACUGGCUUUCUGGAGUGAAUGUCGUGCUGGUGAUAGCGUUCGGGAGCCUGGUAUUCGUACUGCUGUUUAUUUUUGUGAAGAGACAAAUCAUGCGCUUUGCAAUGAAAUCUAGAAGGGGACCUCAUGUUCCUGUAGGACACAAUGCCCCCAAGGACUUAAAAGAGAAGAUCGAUAUUCGACUAUCCAGGGUUCAAGAUAUCAAGUAUGAACCCCAGCUCCUUGCAGAUGAUGAUACCAGACUACUGCAGCUGGAAACCCAGGGGAAUCAAAGUUGCUACAACUAUCUAUACAGAAUGAAAGCUCUAGAUGCCAUCCGUACCUCUGAGAUCCCGUUCCAUGCUGAAGGCUGGCACCCCUGUUCUUUCAUGGGUAAGAAUUUACGCUCCUACUUGCUAGAUCUGCGAAAUACUAGCACUCCUUUCAAGGGUGUUGGCAAGGCCCUCAUUGAUACUCUCCUGGAUGGAUAUGAGUCAGCCCGCUAUGGGACAGGGGUCUUUGGCCAGAGUGAGUACUUGCGAUAUCAAGAGGCCUUGAGUGAGCUGGCCACUGUGGUCAAAGCACGAAUUGGAAGUUCUCAGAGACAACACCAGUCAGCAGCCAAAGACCUAACUCAGUCGCCAACAACAAUCCAGGUCACAUACCUGCCCUCCAGUCAGAAGAGCAAACGCCCUAAUCACUUCCUCGAACUGAAGAGCUUUAAAGACAACUAUAACACACUGGAGAGCACUCUGUGAUGGAGCUGCACACGUGCCAGCCUUGCAGUACUCGGGAUAUCUGGUUCAGCAGACCCAGACUUUAUUGGCCAAAGCAUUCUUACAGAACAGUGUCUAAAAGGUCAUUCCCAACCCUUUCUGAUAUUGGCUAAGACCUCAGUAUCUCCCAGUAGCACUUCUUCUGGAUUGGAAUUCAAAUGUCAUUCUUAACAUUUCUGUUGAUGCUUCUUUGAAAAUCUUUGCUUGAUUUUGGCUGUAAAUCACCUACCCUGUUAAAUGCUGUUUAAUCCCAAAGAUGUAAGUUGAGGUGAGGUGUCUUCUGUGUCUACCCCAUUGCACUCAACUGAAUAGAAAUAUUUGGGUUUAGAACAUCUCAAAAGUGGGUAGAAUGUCCUUUGGAAUUUUGUUGCUCCAUUUAAACCAGGUGUAUUGUGACAUGAACAUGACUUUCCUAAAGUGGAAGGAUCUGUCCCCACCUUCACCCAAUCCUUAGGACAAGUAGAAAGGGGCAUUCUGGCACUUGGCAUAAUCUAUGCCACGAUGGUGAGAUAAUGUGAAAAAGUGGUAUCCUCUGAUGUCAGCGUAUUAGUCUCAGUUUACAGAGUACUUAAUAAAACUAACUACUGUAAAAAAAAGAAAGAAAAAAACACGUAUUAAUGCUAGAGCAGCUGUAUUUCCAGCCUAGAAAUAUGUUUUUGGAAAAGUUUUCCCACACAUACUCCAGUGUCCUUGAUCCCAGUUGUUGCUCCUGGUCGAAUAACAUUGUUUUCUUGAUUAAGCUAUAGCUAAAUUCUGAAAUGAACUGCCUGCACCGUCACUGAGUUUAAAACUUACUGGUUUGACUCAUAUCAUCAACUUUCCACUGCAGUAAGGAUUUGCAUGUGGAGCAUGGCUUCUGCCUUCAGACCAGAGUAGGACAGGAUUCUUGUGUAAUUCACGGAGAGAAAUAGUGCAAGCAAACAACCAUUAGCAUCACUGUCUUAGUCACAGUUUGUAUUCCUCCACAAACAUCAUGACUGAGACGCAAACUGGCCAGCUUCUUAGAGCACAUGCCCAUAAGGCCCAUUUCAACUUUUAAACAAUAUUUUCUGACUGUACUUAUGGCAUUUCCACCAUCCAUCUUCGGCCUCCAAUCCUUCCAUAGGCGACUCAUUGUUUAUCAUCUAAGAGCUCUUUUUGCUUGAACAAUCGUUACUGUUUGAAUGUGACCUACGUCUGCCUGCAGGACUUUCCAACUAUGAAGUGAGUUAAUGGAUGAAAUGGACUAUUGGAGGGUAAUAGAAUGCACACACAAGGUACUCUGUCCCUUGAUUGAAUAAGAAGAUGUUCUCUGGGAGAUUGGAAGAAUUUCUUGAUAACUACAAAUUUCCCAGACUAGGGCCCUGUCUGCCCCUGUUGUAGAACUACAGGGCUAGGUAGGUCUGUGCUGUCUCAGUCAUUUGUUCUCUGUUCAUCCAGUAGCAAUGUCGCUGCUGUCCUGAGGUACAGCUGAGUGACUCUAGGUUGAGAUGAAUUCUGGGGAGACCUAGUCAUUAAAAGCAACAUUAAGAGGUAUGUUGUGGAAUCCUGCUGGGAUUCUCCUGUGAUGCAGCAUGAGUGGUCUGUGAGGUAGACCACAAGCAAUACUGAGCUGAGUGUGGCAGCCACUGUUUAGGACAGGAAAUUCCAUGACCAGGAAGAGCAGGUAGGCUGAGCUAUCAGAAUCUGAUCUGCUGGGACUGGGAUGGACUGAGUCAGACAAUGGUUCUAUUCGUCCAUGUGGUGAACUGAGCAGAAACCCUUGGCCUCUCAGCCUUCCUGAGUUUGGAUUUCAUGGGGAGAGAGAGGUUCUGCAUUCCUUGCAGUGUUAAACUGGGGUGCUUAUAAAAUUACUGUACAGUGUACACACUGAGACAUUGUUUUGUCGAUGUAGUGGAAAGGCAAUUCUACAGAAUAAAUUUCUGGUUUCUAGGGUUUCUGAACAUUGCAUUCCACAGACAUGUUUGUGUGAUAAAUUUUACAAAUAGUUUCAAAACUGAGAGAGGAGGUGAUGGGGAUCAGGCUUGGAAGAAAGAUCAGUAGUAGCUGGAGGGUGAGAAAUAUAACAGAUUAGGGUCCAGUUUGAGUCAUUAUUGUGGGCAUUGAGAAGUCUGUGUUGUUUUAAUUUUCUACACAUAAAGCCUUUGGUAACACUGAUCAAAUUCACAUUUUACCUCACAGAGUUGCCUUAGGUUCUUGGUGAAAGCUUUACUAAACUGAGGUGCUGUUUUUUGUAUUUCAAAUGCUGUCCCAUCUGCUGAUCUCCCCUCCCUGUCAUAGAGACCUUUCCCAUUGCUUCUCCUGGCCCCAGGUAUCUUCCCACCUUUGCUCAUCAAGUCUUCCCCAGAUUAGGUGCAUCAGAUAGCACAUUAGGCUACAGGUUUAGGGACAGCCUCUGCUGCUGGGGGCAUACCAGCUUUUGGGGGUUUACAGCUCAGGUGGGUGGGACACAGCAUUGGAUGCGGGCCAAAAAACUGAUGAUCUCUGGCCGGGUAACUUUCUCCAAGUGUACUGGAUGCUGUCCGCUAAUGGCUUCUAGAGACUUGACACUCUCUUAUUCAUAUUGUGGCUGAAAAUGGCUGGCUUCUUUCCUCUUUAUCUCGCUGUACAUUAUUUUUACUUUAUAAAACUCUAUGCUUUAUUAAUUGCUGUAUCUUCACUUUAUAACUCUCUAUUACUAUUGUGUUCUUUAUUAAGCUCUGAAAACUUAACUCCUUCUUAACUUUAUGACUGUCCUGUGCUUCAUGCCGUGCUGGGGAAUCUUACCUCUUUCUUAUAAUCUUGUGGUAAAAUCUACAUUCUUUCUCAUUAUUCUGUGGUACAUUAAGUGCUGGAGAAACUAUUCUUUAUUAACUCUUUACGUCUGUUAUGUCUUAGUAUUGCUAUAAACUUAACUCUUUAUUAUUUCUACAUAAAUAAACACUAAUAUCUGGGGAUUAAAAUCUGCUGGUUAGCCUGGGGAAUAUUAAAUACAAGUUUUUAUUGCUAGAAGCUACUUUCUGGCGAGGGAGUUUGUUAACUCUCUUCAAGAGAGAGAGGAGAGGAGAGGAAAGGAGUCACUCACACAGACACAUAUACACUGGGCAAAGUGGAAAAUAGCUACACCCAUAUAUUUGGAUGAAUGGAUGGAUGAAUAGAUGGAUGGAUGGAUGGAUGGAUGGAUGGAUGGAUGGACGGACGGGUGGGUGAGUCAGAACCUUAAAACGGUCUUAUUCUGAGGUUAGAGAAGGUCAUCAGACAUGAUUAUGUAGAACCAUAACCACAGUGCUGUUAGGUGAUGUGUCCUUGAUAUUUUCUGUAUUUGUGUUCUCUGUCCUUUAUGUAUGGGAGAGUUCUGGCAUGAAUCUUAUCUUUUAAAACUCUUUUCUAAGCCGGGUAGUGGUGGCACACGCCUUUAAUUUCAGCACUUGAUAGGCAUAGGCAGGGAGAUUUCUGAGAUCAAGGCUACCCUGGUCUACGAAUUGAGAUCCAGGACAGCCAGGGCUAUACAGAGAAAUCCUGUCAUGAAAAUACAAAACAAAACAAAACAAAAAAACCAAAUAACAACAACAAUAACAACAAAACCUCUUUUCUAGAUCUUACAUUAUAGACUAGCAGAUAGUUUUGCUCUGUAAAUCUCCAUCAGCCUCAGUGACUUGCAAUGUCCUGUCCCCCAGUAAAUUAUUCAAAGUGUAACCUGGGGGCUGAACCUAAAAGGACUUAUUGAUGACACCAUAUGUGGAAUUCAUGCUGUUUCCUAGGCUGGGUCUUCUUUGGGCAUCAACCAGAGGUGAAUAAGUGAUCUCUCCCUGGGAAAGAUGUUAAUCCACACCAGCUGUACUUGCAGGCUUUAAAUAAUGUUUCUGAGACAAGCUUUCCUAUGUUGAGUCAGGUAGCAUUGAUUCCGCUCUGUUUUUCCCCAGUACAAUAACAUUGUUCUCCUAUUGACUAAACCAACUAAAUACUUAAGUCUAAAUCACUACCACCACCGUGUUUUUAAAUUACUUGCUGAAUCAUGUAUGUAAUCAACUUUUUUAUUACAGUAAGAGGAACAGGAUUUGCAUGAUGGGCAUGGCUUCUGCAUUCACACCACAAGAGAAGAGAGUUUAUUGUGAUCCCUACUGGGGAAACAGUGUAGGCAAUCAGCUCCUGGAGUUGCCAUUAUGACCAAGACCUGAUUAUGACAGGGAGGUGAUUUUUAAUUUUGGAUCAUGUAUUAAUCAUGUUCUGUGAUGAAGACAGCCUAUAUUGAUGGGUGUUUGAUUUGUGAACGUCAGUUAAGCCAAUGAGUAUUCAAUUUGCACGUAGGGUACUGUUCUACAGAUAUAUGUGCAAUCUUAACUGACAUCAUUAAGUCAGCUCAGGAAUUGAAACCCAAGCCAGUGGUUGUAGUUGCGUGUGUCAAGAUACAGGUGUCAGCAGCUAAGAGUCCACAUAGAGGCAAGUUCAAAUAGUGUUUCAUUAAUGCUAUUCCUGAUAUGUGGGUAUAGGCUGCUAGUUUUGGAUGUCAGUAUGUCUAUGCAGUUUUUCAAUUUUAUUUAAGUAUGAAAAAAACAAUUAUUGAGAAGCAGGCGGAUUUCUGAGUUCGAG
Molecule: messenger RNA, 8965 nt
Organism: Mus musculus (house mouse)
Lineage: Eukaryota; Metazoa; Chordata; Mammalia; Rodentia; Muridae
Product: protein C1orf43 homolog
Exons: 1
Coding region: 3650-4399 (249 amino acids)
Source: RefSeq, a predicted model, not a curated record